Lagopus muta (rock ptarmigan) is the source of this 3944-nucleotide messenger RNA. RefSeq names its product cilia and flagella associated protein 57 (gene CFAP57). Bases 21 to 3764 code for a protein of 1247 amino acids. Lineage: Eukaryota; Metazoa; Chordata; Aves; Galliformes; Phasianidae. Gene Ontology annotation, molecular function: protein binding. The record is from RefSeq and is a predicted model, not a curated record. The transcript has 22 exons.
ACGGCGACGGCGGACGCGUCAUGGCGUCGGUGGCGGCGCGGCCCGCGGCCGUGUUCGGCUGCCGACCCGGCGUGUCCGGCGGCGUCUGCUUCCUGCAGGAGCGGCUGGUGCUGCACGCGGCGGGUGCGGCCCUCGCGCAGUUCCACACCGAGCAGAGAUGGCACAAGUUCAUCCCAGGCCGCGAGAAGAGCCGGGGCGUGCGGGCGCUGGCCGUCAGCCGCAGCCGGCGGUACCUGGCCGUUUCCGAGACGGCGGAGGAGGAGCCGGCCCUGACGGUGUACGAGCUGACGGAGGGGCCGCCACGGCUGCGGAGGACGCUGACUGCCGCCGAGCUGCCGGCGCGAGAGGCGCUGGCCUUGGCCUUCUCCCCCGACGGCCGGCAUCUGGCCGCGGCCACCGGCCCUCCCGAGCCGCGCCUCGUCCUGUGGCUGUGGGAGAAGCAGCGGCUGCUGGCCGCGGUGCGCCUCGAGGCCGCCGGAGGCGGUGUCUGCCAGGUGAGCUUUAGUCCUCAAGACAAUGCACAGAUUUGUGUUACUGGAAAUGGCUUUUUUAAACUCUUUAAAUACAGUGAAGGAGCUUUGAAGCAGACAAAUUUACAAAAGGGAGAGCCACAAAACUACCUGUGCCAUGCUUGGCUGUCUGAGGAGGAAAUUAUAUGUGGCACUGCCACAGGCAAACUUUUCCUCUUUGAAACUGGAGAGCUGCUCUGGCAGAGAGAUGUAGAAUACAGAAAACCACCCAAGGAACUGGAAGAAGGUGCACGAGCAAAACAUUAUGAGAGACUUUAUACAUUUCUUGCUUGCAGUUGUUCUGAUGUCGCUGGUGAACCAACCUCUGAAGACAGUGGUUCAUUACAGGAUUCUCUGCCUCAAAUAUCUGCAGUUGUAGCUUAUUCCAAAGGCUUUGCAUGUUCAUCUAGCCCAGGAGUGGUUCUUCUGUUUGAGAAGACCAACGAGAAGAAAGUCUACAAGGAGAGUCAAGAAAUCUGGCUUCCUCAGGACCUGUUCACCACUGUGCCAAAGCUGUUGGGCAGACAGGACAUUACAUGCAUAUGCUUCAGCCCCUCUGAGGAAGCCAUAGUUGUUAGCACAACUAAAAAUCAGCUUUACAUGUUUACUAUGCCCUCCACAGAUUAUUUGAAGGAAGAAUCAAGUCAUUUUGAAUAUCUACAUUUCCCAUUACAUUCUGCUUCAAUCACGGGUCUGGACGUCUGUAUUCGAAGACCCAUUGUUGCCACUUGUUCCCUGGACAAAUCUGUUCGUGUCUGGAAUUACAAGACAAACGCUUUGGAGCUGUACAAGGAGUUCUGGGAGGAGGCAUACACAGUAGCACUUCACCCCACUGGCCUUUUCUGUUUGGUUGGGUUUCCUGACAAACUACGAUUUAUAAGUGUGCUAUAUGAGGACAUGCAUGUUUUCAAGGAUUUUCCUGUGAGAGAGUGUAGAGAGUGCUCAUUCAGUAAUGGAGGCCAUCUUUUUGCUGCAGUUAAUGGAAAUGUGAUUCAAAUUUAUUCCUGUACCACCUUUGAGAAUACUAAUAAUUUAAAAGGACACAGCGGGAAGAUAUGUGCAGUUAAAUGGAGUGCAGAUGAUUCAAAAUGCUUCUCCUGUGACACACACGGUGCUGUGUAUGAGUGGAACUUAUCAACAGGUAAAAGGGAGAUGGAGUGCGUGCUCACAUCCUGCAUCUACAGCAGCAUUGCCCUGCAUUCUGAUUCCAAAGUCAUCUUUGCUGUUGGAUCAGACCAAACUCUCAAAGAAAUUUCCGAGUCUUCGGUCCAGCAUGAAGUGCCUGCCAUUGAUGCUGUUUACACUGCAGUAGCUGUUUCUCAUUCUGGUGACAUGGUAUUUGUCGGUACAUCUCUGGGGACAGUACGAGCUAUGAAGUACCCAUUACCUUUGUGCCAGGAUUUCAAUGAGUAUCAAGCCCACGCAGGUGCUGUUACAAAGAUGUCUGUAUCAAAUGAUGACCUCUUUUUGCUGACCGCCUCAGAGGAUGGCUCUGUAUUCUUCUGGAAAGUAUACAGUAAGAAGGGAAUGACACUGAAAAGGGAAAAGGAAUUUGAAUAUGCUGAGGAGGUGUUGAUCAUGAAAUCCGAUAUAGAGGAGAAGAAUCGGGCAAUGCUAGACCUGCAAAUUCGUGUGUCAGAGCUACAGACAGAAAACGAUUACAAGUUACGUCUCAAGGACAUGAGUUGUCGUGAAAAAAUAAAGGAAUUAGAAGAGACUUUCACUCAGGAGCUAGAAUCCCUUAAAAACAAACACCAGAUUUUACAGGCAGAGAAAGACGAUCAGGAAAUGCAACACCAGCUUCAAGUAUCUGAGCUGAUGAAUAAACAUGCCAAGGAGAUGCGAGACCUAGAAUCUGACAGUAACCAGAAACUGUUGAUGGAAAAUGAGAAAUACCAGGAGCUGCAAGUAAACUCCCAAAGGAUGCAAGAGGAAUAUGAGAAACAACUGCAUAAUUUGCAGGAAAGCAAAAACAGGGCUCUAGAAGAGCUAACAGAUUAUUAUGAGGAGAAACUUAAUGAGAAAUCUCUUCUGUUGGAGGAGGCAGAGGAGGAUAUGAGGCAGCAGCUUCAAGCACACGAAGAAAUUAAGAAACAGAUUGAAGAAGAUGAAGACCGAGAAAUCCAGGAUAUCAAAAUUAAAUACGAGAGAAGGCUUGUAGAAGAAAAGGAAUCAAAUCUGCAACUGAAAGGAGAAAUAGGAGUCAUGAAUAAAAGGUUGAACAGCCUACAGAAGGAGCUCAAAGAACGAAACAGUGACAUUGAGGACAUGAAACUGGAACAGCAAAAUCUGGAAGGUGUAAUUAAAUCGUUGGAGAAGGACAUCUCGAUGCUGAACACAAAUAUCGAAAAGAGAACUAACACUAUUCAGGAAAAGGAGAAGCAUAUAUAUGACCUAAAGAAGAAAAACCAGGAAUUGGAAAAGUUCAAGUUUGUACAGGAUCACAGAAUAGAGCAGUUUAGAAAGCAAAUAGAAUCACGUGAAAACGAUAUCAAAGUAAUGAAGGAGCAGAUCCACGAGAUGGAGAGGGAACUGGAACAACUCCACAGGGAGAACGCACAGUUGAAACUAAAUAUCACACAAUUGCAACAAAAAUUAAAAGCAACCAAUAAGGAGUUGCACAAAGAGAGGCAGAAGAAGCAAAAUAUGGAAGCUCUCAUCAAACGAUUUAAAAUGGAUCUUCAUAAUUGUGUGGGCUUCAUUCAGGAUUAUAAAAAACUGAAGGCUGGGAUCCGUGAGCUCUACACCAAGUAUGUGCAGCAAUUGGAAAUGGUAGAGAUGGAAGAGGUAGACACAGAUUUGCAGCAGGAGUACAUGAGACAAAGAGAAUAUCUUGAGAGGAAUUUAGCAGCUCUAAAAAAGAGAGUGGUGAAGGAUCAGAAAAUCCACCAAGCUGCUUACACGCACAUCAUGCAGGAAAAUGUGAGUCUGAUUAGGGAAAUUAAUGACUUGAGACAAGAACUGACAGUGGCUCAUACCCAGGUACAUGACCUCCAGUCAGCACUAAGAUUAACCAAGAAGAAACAAGCAAUUCAAGACACGGCUCCCUCCAGUGAAAUGUUGUCAAGCCCAGCUGUACUAAGGUUGAAUGCACAGAAGGAAAAUGAGAAAAUCAUAGAAAUGCAGCUGCUUGAAAUCCAGCACCUACGAGACCAAAUUCAAGAAAAGGGGCAAGGCCUUGAAACUCAGCCUCUGUUACAUAGAAUGUUUCCUAAGCUGAAUCUGGAAAGAAGCCACAAGGCACAUCAAUACUGACCUGGUUCAAGGACACCUUAUGUUGUUAUAUUCUCCUGGCAAGCUCAGAAAUCCAACAGCAUAGAUUAGACUUGCAUUAUCACUAGAAGUAUUCCUGUAGCACUCACUGCUCAGGACACAAGACACCAACCUUUCUUCCCUCCUUCUUUCCUGCCCUUUCCAUGAGUACUUACCUCUCAC